Molecule: messenger RNA, 2022 nt
Organism: Dendronephthya gigantea
Lineage: Eukaryota; Metazoa; Cnidaria; Anthozoa; Malacalcyonacea; Nephtheidae
Exons: 7
Coding region: 1-2022 (673 amino acids)
Molecular function (GO): zinc ion binding
Source: RefSeq, a predicted model, not a curated record
AUGGGAUUUGUACAGUCAGUACAACACGACCCGUUUACCAUGAAAACAGAGAACAACUUCGUCCAGUCACCCCCAUUUGGAUUGUACGAUAUAUUUAAUCAUUUAAUAUAUCAUUCCACCGUAUAUGAUAAGCAAGGACUUGCUUCAUACAAGUCAUACGAUGAUUACAGACUGUUUGUAAACGGUUAUGUCCAUUCGUUACAAGCAACAACUUUACAAGAUUGUGGAGUUCAUGUGUACGUUGGUAAAGUGCAGCCAAGCAUGAAAUCAACAACUGACGACGGCAAAAGGUUUUACGAACUGUGGUUUAUUUUAGAAGGUCGUGGACCAAAUCGUGGUAGUGUUAUAGAUGCGUUUUGUACAUGUAAAGGAGGCAGGGAUGGUGGGUGCAAACAUAUAGCCGCUGCAAUGUAUUCGCUCGAGGAUUUGUUGAACACCCGUGAGGAGGAUAGCGUGACAAGCGGACCUUGUAAAUGGACAAGAAAACCUCGCGUGAACACAGAGCCUUGUCCUGUGAAGGAGUUAAAUAUUACGAAGGAUAGGAUUGCACCUGCAGUUAAAGCAAAGAAAAGACCAUACCAGUGGCUCCAAAAUAAAGAUUUUGAUCCAAGGCAAAUUCAGAAACCCGUAGACAACGAGGAAAUUGCACGAUUUACGUCGAGAAUGAAAGAAUUGAAUCCUGGAUCACCCCUCUUCCCACUGCUGAAUAAAUUAUAUUUAUUAACAGAUGAACCUUGCAAACCAACUUCACCUGCUUGUACCAAAGCACCACUGUCUGACCAGCAGAAUAAACCAUCUUUGGGUAUAAUGGCACAAAAAAUUAUCAAGUUACUCCAUUUACACAGAUCCCUAAGUCCAAAUGAUCUACUUGCAUAUUUGAAAUUGAGUGAUGAGGAAAUCAAAAAUAUAAAUGAAUCCACUAUUGAGCAAUGGCAAUCUGAGGACUGGUACAUUCACAAACAAGGGUUCCUGUCGGCAUUUAAAUGCAAAAACUAUUGCACCAGGCAAAACAGUAUUAGAGAAGGAAAGUUUGAUGGUUUUUGUAAACUGGCAAAACAGACUGUAAAUGUUUCAGCUAGUGUACCAAGGGAAAAAAUGCACAAGGACAUCAAUAAUCCUAGGGAAUGGGGAUUAAACAAUGAAGCAAAUGCAAGAAAUGCAUACAAGAAUGUACAAAGCCAUUUGCAUCAUAAUGUCCAACUUCAACAUUGUGGCUUCAUGAUAUCAGCUAAAAAACCUUUCAUGGGAGCAAGUCUUGAUGACAUUAGAAGUUGUGGGUGCAUAACUGGUUGCCCCAAUGUAGCUGUUGAAUAUAAGUGUCCAUGGUCGCAUAAGGAUAAAGAUCCCAAGGCUGCAUUUCUCUCAAAAGAAAUUGGAGGUGUUAUUGUCAAUGGUAAAUUAUGUUUGCAAACAAGCUGCAAGUAUUAUUAUCAAGUCCAGAUGCAGAUGUUUGUCAUUGGCUUGUUAUCCUGUGAUUUUGUUGUGUGGACAACAAAAGGAAUUCAAUGUGCAACAGUGCCAUAUGAUGCUAAGUUCAUGAAUGAUGUAAUUUUGCAAUUGGAGGAGUUUUGGAUAGGGCAGGUUGCACCUUUGCUGAUAUUAGAAGUUGAACAUUUUACUGAGGAAGAUCACUCAAAAUCUGAAGCGGAGACUGCCAAAGCGUGUGCAGGUUCUUGUGAAGAUAAAGGGCAAGAUGGAUCCAUUUAUAUAAUUGAUGAUGAUUCUGAACCAAUUGCAAAUUCCUCCAUUAAACUUAAUGAUGUUGAAAUCAAAGAGCAUGAUCUAUUUUCAUUAACCCCUGGAAGGAUGAUCAAUGAUGUUAUUGCAACUGCAUUGUUAAAUGAACAGUUAUGCCAUUUUCCUGUAAUUGACUGCCUGUUUUAUUCCAUUUUGUGUGGGGAACAAGACGGUGGCCUAGCUUCUGACAGGAAAACAAGAAUGGUGGCUGCUGAAAAAUAUUUAACAAAAGAUCAUCUGGAAAAGGAUUAUGUUGUGAUUCCUGUUGUGCGAAGCCUUCAUUAG